Molecule: messenger RNA, 2128 nt
Organism: Branchiostoma belcheri (Belcher's lancelet)
Lineage: Eukaryota; Metazoa; Chordata; Leptocardii; Amphioxiformes; Branchiostomatidae
Product: solute carrier organic anion transporter family member 4A1-like
Exons: 15
Biological process (GO): sodium-independent organic anion transport; transmembrane transport
Cellular component (GO): membrane
Molecular function (GO): protein binding
Source: RefSeq, a predicted model, not a curated record
AUGUCGUUGACAAACAGUUUUCUGGACCUUCGCCAGGAGGCGCCUUCAGAGGACGAGCGCCCCCUGUCAGACGACACCGUGCAUGACAAGGGACGCGGAAAGGAGGGGGAGGGGCGGUGUGGAUUGUGCUGUUGCGUGCCUGACUGUCUGCAAGUGUUUAACUCACCUCGAUGGCUGCUGUUCUUUAUGUGUAUCCUGUGCGCCUCUGAGGCUGCGAUACUCAUAGGACUGACGCCGGGGGUUAUAUCCACCAUCGAGCGCCGGUUUGAGUUCUCGAGCGCCAAAAGUGGGUUCAUCGUCAGCUCAACAGACAUCUUCGCCGCCAUUUCGGUUCCUGUCAUCUCUUACUAUGGCGCGAAAUCUCACAAGGGUCGUUGGCUCGGUGUAGGAGCAGUGCUUCUAGGCUGCGGCAGUACCUUAUUUGCCGUUCCUCAUUUUCUUGCAGGUCGAUAUGUUGUUUCUGGCACCAACAUUUCUGAGUCGGACAGCACCCUUUGCCAUCAUUGGUCGAACAGAACAACCAAUGAACAGUGCUACACAAACGACGGGUAUUCCCAUCUGCAGAAUUAUCUGUACGUGUUCAUCGCUGCACAGCUGCUCAUGUCCUUCUGCCCCGGACCCUUGUAUAGCGUAGGGGUCGCCUAUCUGGACGAGAACGUGAAGAAAAAAGUGUCAGGUGCUUACAUUGGGAUUCUGUAUGCUGUAGCGAGUGCCGGUCCUGGUCUCGGUUACGUCAUUACCUCUCUAAUGCUGAAUCAGUACAUUGACUGGCCGGAAGUCAAUGGUUACAACUCUGGACUAACACCGUACGACCAGCGAUGGCUCGGCAACUGGUGGUUCGGGUACUUCGUUUUGGCCACCGUCGCCUUUCUGGUUGCUUUUCCGUUGUUCUGCUAUCCACAAAAGCUGCAUGGUAGAUACUGUGAAAUGAUAUAAAAACUAUAUGUCAUAAGAAUUCUAUGAAAACAUGACGUCUUGGAAGCAGAGGAUGACGGGAUUACAUACACCCAGACGUUUCUCUGCGGUUCGCAGGAAUUCUGGUCCACCGUGAAGGAUCUUGGGAGCAAUUACUCUUAUGUGUGUUUAUCGCUUGCAGGCUGCCCAGAAGCCAUGGUACUGGUUGGGAUAGUAACGUUUGCACCCAAACUGGGACAAACACAACUUGGACUUCACCCUUCCGAAUCUGCGCUCUAUCUCGGGUUGAUGUCCCUGCCAGCAGGAGCGAUAGGCAAUCUGUUGGGCGGUUGGAUCACCAAAAAGGCCGGGGCAGACUGCAAGAAACUACUAAAAAUACUCCUGUUCAUUUCGGUACUGUCCUUGUUGGGGCACUGCGACUUUCUCCUGUAUUGUAACACGCCUGGCAUAGCUACCUAUCUCUACAGCAACAACAGCACAAGCUGUUCCAGAGACUGUGGCUGUGCAGAUUCCCUGUACGAUCCUAUCUGUGACAGCAGUGGGUUUGAGUACCAGUCCGGCUGCCAUGCAGGAUGUACAGGCAUCAACCAGACUGGACCUACUAAGACUUACUCCAACUGUAGCUGCAUCAUGGGAGACUGGCUGCUCGUAAACGUCACUUCCGGUUCCGGGUCAGAGGCUGUGCACGGUCCCUGUGCCGGUGGUUGCCCUGGUUACAUCAUGCCCCUCUUUCUCACCGUGUUCGUCCUCCUGGCCCUCAUCAGCACGUCGGCUUUUCCUCCAUACACCGCAGCUACACUGAGACUUGUUCCAGAAUCAAGGAGGUCGUUUGCCCUUGGAGUUCAAUGGACCUUAGCAAGAUUACUUGGUAUGAUUCCUGGACCAAUCGUGUUUGGUUACAUCAUAGACCAGGCAUGCGUACUGUGGCAGGACAGCUGUGGGGAGGUGGGCGCCUGUGUAGUUUACGACAGCAGCAAACUGGGUCUGUACAUGCUCGCUGCAUCAGUGGGUAUCAGACUGGUGUCCAUGGCUCUGUACAUAGCUGCAUACUGUCUGUACAAACCAGUGGCAGAAGAAAAGACAAUAUUGCCCAAAAAUACUGAUAUGUUAGAAACAGCUAUAUAGUCUUGUGAAUGUCAUAUAUAAAUUAUAAGUUAAACUAGAGAAGUAACAUUUGCAAAGCAAAUGCAUAAUGUUUACCUUCGGACAUGGU